Messenger RNA from Cucumis melo (muskmelon), 603 nucleotides. RefSeq names its product heavy metal-associated isoprenylated plant protein 22. NCBI's taxonomy places the organism in Eukaryota, Viridiplantae, Streptophyta, Magnoliopsida, Cucurbitales, Cucurbitaceae. The coding region runs from base 55 to 501 and encodes 148 amino acids. The record is from RefSeq and is a predicted model, not a curated record. The transcript is spliced from 3 exons. Gene Ontology annotation, molecular function: metal ion binding.
AUAUAUAUAUAUACAUUGCCACAUAGUUCAUUAAUUCCAUUGCUCCCAGAAAAAAUGGGAAUUGUUGGUUUUGUUUCAGAUUAUGUAACAGAUAAUUUUGGUUCAAGAAAAAAGAAAAGAAAGCCAAACCAGACAGUAGAAAUCAAGGUGAAGAUGGACUGUGAUGGGUGUGAGAGGAGAAUUAAAAAUGCUGUUUCUUCUGUCAAAGGAGUGAAGUCAGUGAAGGUGGACAGAAAGCAAAGCAAAGUAACAGUAAAUGGAUAUGCUGAGGCAACCAAAGUUUUGAAAAAGGUUGAAAGCACAGGAAAGAAGGCUGAGCUUUGGCCUUACGUUCCCUACAACUCUGUAGCUUAUCCUUAUGUACCUCAAGCCUACGACAAGAAGGCGCCCCCUGGCUACGUCAAGAAGGCCCCUCAAGCCCUUCCCGUCGACGAGGCACUCGAUCAGAGGUUGACGAUGAUGUUUAGUGAUGAAAAUCCUAAUGCAUGUUCUAUUAUGUAGCAAAUAGAUAUAUGACUGCUUGGCUUUAUCAACCCUUCAACCAUGCAUAGAAGAUUAUACUUAGAGUUUCUAUACGUAUAUAUAUGUAUGUAUUUGACAACA